This is a messenger RNA of Vespa mandarinia (Asian giant hornet), 1476 nucleotides long. It is a transcript of the gene Taz, whose product is annotated as tafazzin, phospholipid-lysophospholipid transacylase. NCBI's taxonomy places the organism in Eukaryota, Metazoa, Arthropoda, Insecta, Hymenoptera, Vespidae. The record is from RefSeq and is a predicted model, not a curated record. Gene Ontology annotation, molecular function: 1-acylglycerophosphocholine O-acyltransferase activity. Gene Ontology annotation, biological process: inner mitochondrial membrane organization; cardiolipin acyl-chain remodeling. Gene Ontology annotation, cellular component: mitochondrial membrane.
CGCUGUUUCCUUCUCAUGUACAUCACGUUCGUGACGAGUGUUAUGAUUCGAUCAUCUCACGUGACGCACUUCAUGAAAAAUAGUGUGAAGUUGGCAGGAAGAUGGCUGAUCAGAAUUACGAAAGAGUGGACAGUCCCUCGCGGGGAUACUGCUUCCCAUUCCCUCGCAGAACUACAUUACUUCUCAUUUCUUCGUUCACCGAAGUCAACGAAACGUAGCACUAUGAUGUACGAUAUCAAGUGGAUCAUACCUAAACUUCGAACUCCAACAAGAUUAUGGAACAUAGCGAGUAGCAUAACCUUCGCCGCCGUUGGGAUAUUCUCAAAGAUCAUCAUAGAAUGGCUGAAUAAAGCAUUGGUCUACAACAAACAUAUCAUUAACCGGGCCUUAGAUGAACGACCGAAAAAUGUUCCUCUUAUUACUGUCUCGAAUCAUCACAGUUGUUUCGACGAUCCUGGUAUAUGGGCCACACUGGACCUGAGACAUUUGCUGAAUCGUCGUAGGAUGAGAUGGUCCCUCGCCGCACAUGACAUUUGUUUCACGAAUGUUUGGCAUUCCUACUUCUUUAUGCUUGGCAAGUGCAUACCUGUCAUACGAGGCAAUGGUGUUUAUCAGGAAGCUAUUGACUUCUGCAUCGAAAAGCUGACUUCUGGGGAUUGGAUCCACGUGUUUCCUGAAGGAAAAGUCAACAUGUUUAAGGAAAACAUGAGGUUGAAAUGGGGUAUUGGAAGAUUGAUAUUAGAAUCUCCUGUUACACCUCUAGUAAUUCCUAUAUGUCAUCUUGGCAUGGAUCAAGUACUUCCUAAUGAGCCACCUUAUAUGUUUAAAACGCGAAAAAAGGUUACCAUGAAUUAUGGUAAACCCAUAGAUUUUAGUGAGUUGUUGAGGAAUUUAAAAGAAACUAAAGCAACAGAAAUAGAGGCCAGAAAAGCUAUCACUGAUCGUAUUCAGGAAGAACUUUUGAGGUAAAGCUCUUUCUUUUUCUUUUUUUUUUUCUUUUUUUUAAUUCUCCUAUAAUUUACAGAUUAAAGACAGCAACGGAAAAGCUUCAUGAAAAAUUAUGACAUCAAAUUAAAUUUCACAGAUAAUUUUUUCCUAGCCUUAAUCGCCAGUUGUCGAUAAAAAGAUGGAAAAGUAUCGAUAAUGAUAUACAAUUUAAAUUUCACAUAUCAUUUUACAAAUAUUAACGAAAUGCAAAAUUGGAGAGAAAAAAAACCAUUAAUUAGUAAUUGUAUAAUUUCCAUUUGUUUUUUUUUUUUUUUUUUUUUUUUUUUCUAACUUUCUAUAUUUGUUGAUUACAAAAUUUGCAUAAUAUUUAUCAAUGUAAAUUAUAAUUUUUUUUUUUUUUUUUUAAUCAAUUUAAUAACACACCACUGUGUACAUAUUUAUGCCAAUAAUGACAAAAAGGCGAAUGGAAAAAAUUUAUCGAUAUAUUUAAUCAAAAGCUUCCUAAAUAAACAUUUCUUGAAGAUGCAA